Aspergillus affinis is the source of this 1383-nucleotide messenger RNA. Its product is annotated as amino acid transporter. Gene Ontology annotation, cellular component: vacuolar membrane. Bases 1 to 1383 code for a protein of 460 amino acids. Gene Ontology annotation, molecular function: amino acid transmembrane transporter activity. Gene Ontology annotation, biological process: amino acid transmembrane transport. Lineage: Eukaryota; Fungi; Ascomycota; Eurotiomycetes; Eurotiales; Aspergillaceae. The transcript is spliced from 7 exons. The record is from RefSeq and is a predicted model, not a curated record.
AUGCCAUCACAAAUAAUAGACCUUCCGCCCCCAGCCGAUAUCGAGAGUCCUAGAGAAAUUAGGGAAGAUGGGUUUGACACAACUGCAACUGAAGAUCAAAAGGUGGAUUUCACGCAACAAAGGCAAGACGCGUUUGGAGAUGAAGAAAAUGCAGAGGUCAGAUACAAAGUAUUGAAGUGGUGGCAAUGUGGCCUGCUUCUAGUAGCAGAGACGAUAUCCCUUGGCGUACUUUCACUACCUCGAGCCGUAGCAGGGCUAGGCCUUGCGCCCGCUAUAGUGAUUCUGCUCAGUCUGGGCCUGUUGGCCUCCUACACAGGCUAUGUUAUUGGACAAUUCAAAUGGAGAUACCCUCAUAUAACCAGUAUGGCAGAUGCUGGAGAGGUAUUGAUGGGGCCGUUUGGCCGAGAGUUGUUCUUCGUUGGGCAAAUUCUUUUUCUGAUCUUCUUGAUGGGAAGUCACAUAUUGACAUUCACGGUCGCUCUGAACACCCUCACCAACCAUGCUACGUGCUCCAUUGCUUUUGGGAUCACUGGAUUUGCUGUGUCGCUUUUCCUGUCCUUGCCGCGGACAAUGAAGAAUAUGUCGUGGCUAUCGUUGGCUUCAUUUAUUAGCAUCCUCAGCGCAGUUAUCAUCACAAUGGUGGCCGUUGCCAUCCAACACGCCGGAGCAAUUGCAAAGGCCACGGUUGAAACAAAUCUUGUCAAUGGAUUUACCUCUGCCCUGAACAUUGCUUUAUCAUAUGCCAGCCACAAUGCGUUCUUCAGCGUCAUUGCAGAACUGGAAGAGCCUAGAGACUUCCCGAAGGCUCUCACCUUGCUUCAAUGCAUCGAUAUCUCCAUCUAUCUCGUCGCAGCGGUCGUGGUAUACACUUAUGCCGGGGACAGCGUUGCGUCCCCUGCGCUGGGAUCACUCUCGCCGUUGCUCUCGAAGAUAGCAUAUGGAAUCGCACUGCCAACUAUCAUCAUUGCAGGUGUCAUUAAUGGGCACAUCGCCUGCAAAUCAAUCUAUACUCGGGUAUUUGCUGGCACCGACCGAAUGCAGAAGCGAGAUUUUGUUGCGAUCGGAUCUUGGAUUGGCAUUGCGGUUGGCCUUUGGAUUAUUGCAUGGAUUAUUGCGUCUGCUAUCCCGGUGUUCAGCAACCUUCUUAGCUUGAUGACCGCCUUGUUCGCUAGUUGGUUUAGUUUCGGUGUUCCCGGUGUUUUCUGGCUCUUCAUGAACAAGGGCCUGUGGUUUGCAUCCUAUAGAAAGAUUGCCUUGACCCUGCUUAAUAUGUUCUGUAUACUGAUUGGGGUUAUCAUGUGCGCCCUCGGCUUGUAUGCGUCUGGAAAGGCCAUUCAUGACGACCCUAGUAGUGCCAGUUUUUCAUGUGCUAAUAAUGCAUAA